Miniopterus natalensis is the source of this 1191-nucleotide messenger RNA. RefSeq names its product myozenin 1 (gene MYOZ1). Gene Ontology annotation, molecular function: FATZ binding; telethonin binding; actin binding. The record is from RefSeq and is a predicted model, not a curated record. Lineage: Eukaryota; Metazoa; Chordata; Mammalia; Chiroptera; Miniopteridae. Gene Ontology annotation, cellular component: actin cytoskeleton; Z disc.
GCUGAAUCCACCUCCACAAUGCCACUCUCAGGAACCCCAGCCCCCAAUAAAAAGAGGAAACCUAGCAAGCUGAUCAUGGAACUCACUGGAGGUGGACAGGAGAGCUCGGGCCUGAACCUGGGCAAGAAGAUCAGUGUCCCAAGGGAUGUGAUGUUGGAGGAGCUGUCACUGCUCACUAACCGGGGCUCUAAGAUGUUCAAACUGCGGCAGAUGCGGGUGGAGAAAUUUAUCUAUGAAAACCACCCCGAUGUCUUCUCUGACAGCUCAAUGGAUCACUUCCAGAAGUUCCUUCCCACAGUGGGGGGACAGCUGGGCACAGCUGGUGAGGGAUUCUCCUACAGCAAGGGCAGUGGUGGAGGCGAGGCAAUGGGAAGUGGCUCUGCUGGACAGUAUGGCUCUGACCAACAGCACCAUCAGGGCCCUGGAUCUGGAUCUGGAUCUGGGGGUACAGGUGGCCUGGGGGCCCAGACUGGCAGAGGAGGAGCUGAUGGAACAGCAGGGGUUGGCGAUACAGGAACAGGAGACCAGGCAGGUGGAGAAGGAAAACAUAUCACCGUGUUCAAGACCUAUAUUUCCCCAUGGGAGAGAGCCAUGGGGGUUGACCCCCAGCAAAAAGUAGAACUUGGCAUUGACCUGCUGGCUUAUGGGGCCAAAGCUGAACUCCCCCAAUAUAAGUCCUUCAACAGGACAGCAAUGCCUUAUGGAGGAUAUGAGAAGGCAUCUAAACGCAUGACCUUCCAGAUGCCCAAGUUUGACCUGGGGCCCCUGCUGAAUGAACCCUUGGUCCUCUACAACCAGAGCUUCUCCAACAGGCCUUCUUUCAAUCGAACCCCUAUUCCCUGGCUGAGCUCCGGAGAGCCUGUAGACUACAGUGUGGAUAUUGGAAUCCCCUUGGAUGGAGAAACGGAGGAGCUGUGAGGUGUUUCCUCCUCUACUUUGCACCAAGUUUCCCCUCUCUGGUUCCAAUUUGGAGAGGGAAUGCUGGGCAGGAUACCUCCGCCUCCAUACCUUUUGGGAAUGGAGGGUGAAAGGAGGGAGAAAUCUGCCUUUCCAUCUUUCACUCUGAGUCCUACUCCAAGCGUCCGUCCUCACCAACUCAGAGCUCCCCUUCCACUUGCUCUGUAUGGAACAUGCUCUUUCAUGGAAUUUGCUCUGCCACCGGUAAUGGUCAAUAAACUUCAAGGAAAUGAA